Molecule: messenger RNA, 7795 nt
Organism: Vanessa atalanta (red admiral)
Lineage: Eukaryota; Metazoa; Arthropoda; Insecta; Lepidoptera; Nymphalidae
Product: fatty acid synthase-like
Exons: 39
Coding region: 107-7006 (2299 amino acids)
Biological process (GO): fatty acid biosynthetic process
Molecular function (GO): phosphopantetheine binding; fatty acid synthase activity; oxidoreductase activity
Source: RefSeq, a predicted model, not a curated record
UUGUUCUAUAUAACUAGUGUUUAUAUAUUGCACCGGACAGUAUUUUCUUUUACAAUACAAAUUACAUAUUUGUUUAUCAGAAACAAUAGAGACUCGACAAAUAAAGAUGAAACCAGCAUUCGUCUCAGAGGACAGGCUGACGUCGGGCCACCGGCUGUCUCAUCCAAAGCCUGGAGAGGAGGUCCUCAUCACCGGCAUCUCCGGCAGAUUCCCUGAUUCGGACUCCGUUGUACACUUGCAAGAAAAUUUGUUUAAUAAGGUGGACCUCGUUUCUGGGGACAGUCGUCGUUGGAAGCUGUCUCACCCUGAAAUACCACAGCGUACUGGAAAAAUCAACAAUGUCAAAAAAUUCGACGCAUCCUUCUUCGGCGUGCACUUCAAGCAGGCGCACACAAUGGACCCUAUGUGUAGAAUCCUUUUGGAGAAAACAUAUGAAGCUAUAUUUGACGCUGGUUUAAAUCCAAACGAGCUGCGGAACACUAAGACUGGCGUGUUCAUCGGUACUUGCUUCUCGGAAUCUGAGAAGACGUGGUUGUAUGAUAAUACCGAGAUCAACCAGUUUGGUAUAUUGGGCUGCUCCAAAGGGAUGUUAGCAAACCGUAUCUCCUCCUGGCUUGAAGUAACUGGACCUUCAUAUACCAUCGACUCAGGUUGCUCCGGUUCUCUGUACGCCUUAGAUCAGGCUUUCAAAGCUAUACAUGAGGGCCUUUGUGAUACAGCUAUUGUUGGAGGAUCGAACUUGUGCCUUCAUCCUUACGUAUCUCUGCACUUUUAUAGAUUGGGUGCAUUAUCAGCCGACGGAAGAUGCAAGACAUUCGACAACAGUGCCAACGGAUACGUUCGUUCUGAAGCAAUUGUUGUUUGCUUACUGCAGAGAGCCAAGGUUUCGAGGAGGGUUUACGCUCAAGUGCUUUACACUAAAACUAACUGUGAUGGCUACAAGGAACAGGGUAUCACCUAUCCAUCAUGUGACGCCCAGAAAUUACUACUCAGAGAGUUUUAUGAAGAAUGUUCGGUUCCAACCAGUGACGUUGAGUUUAUAGAUGCACAUGGAACAGGUACGAAAGCCGGAGAUCCUGUAGAACUUACAUCACUUGGAGAAAUCUUCUGUACUGACCGAUCUGAACCUCUCAUGAUAGGAUCUAUUAAGACUAAUUUAGGACACGGUGAACCUACUGCGGGUCUUUGUUCUCUUGCGAAGCUCUGCAUCGCCUAUACAACAGGAUAUAUUGCACCAAAUCUAAAUUAUAAAGUUCCACGAGAAGAGGCUUCAUUCCUCGUGGAGGGAAAACUCAAGGUGGUGACGGAAAAGCAGCCCUGGGUCAGAGGAAUGUUUGGUAUUAACAGUUUCGGCUUUGGGGGUGCCAACGCUCACAUCUUACUUAAAAAAUUUGCGAGAUCAAAGGUUAACAAUGGAAUACCAUCAGAUGAUUUACCUAGAUUGAUCUGUGUAUCGGGUCGCACUGAAUCGGCCGUGGCUAAGAUCCUAGAUGACCUCGAGUCGAGGACUGUUGACGCUGAACUUGUUAGACUUUUACACGCGAUACACGAUGAAAAUAUUAAAGGCCACGGUGUAAGAGGGUAUACUUUGUUGGAGUCCUCACCAACAAAGAGCAUUUCACUAGCUCGAAACAUUCAAAACUUCUCCGGUGUCCGGCGUCCAGUGUGGUUUGUAUACUCGGGUGCGGGAUCUGAAUGGGCAGGAAUGGCUACACAACUCAUGAGGAUUCCAGUAUUCGCUGAUGCUAUUGAAAAGUGCCACAAAAAACUGGAAUCUAAAGGCAUUGAUUUAAUCAAGCUCAUUACGGAUUCAGACACAAAGAUAUGCGACAAGAUCAUCAACUCCUUCAUCGGUACCGCCGCCCUUCAGAUCGGUCUCACGGAUGUCCUCAAAGCUGUUGGGACUGAACCAGACUUCAUCAUUGGUCACGGUUUGGGUGAAUUAGGUUGCGCAUACGCAGGUGGCUCUUUCACGACAGAACAGAUGAUUAUCUUUGCAUACAGUGAAGGUCUGGUAUCUGUUGAGACACCGUUUAUCAAGAGUUCCAAGAUUGAUUUGAUUGCUGGGUACAACGAUAGUCAACUGCUUUUCGAGAAGAAGGUUCAAUUAAUUCCUGAAACUGCGAUCAUUAUAGAAAUUGGUCCAAAUAGCCUCCUUCAGAAAAUUUUACGUCGCUCUGUCAAGAAGGAUUUCAUCAAUGUUUCUCUAACUAAGAGGAAUCAUGACAACGUACAGGUUCUCUUGACGGCACUGGGCAAAUUGUAUGAGGCCGGUCUGAACCCACACCACGCCAACAUUUACCCGAGCAUAAAGUUUCCUGUGUCGCAAGGCACUCCGAUGCUAUCACACCUUGUCGAGUGGGACCAUAGCGAGGACUGGUACGUCAUGUCAUACAAAGCACAAGAUAAAAUGAAUUCCAAUGAAAGGACUGUGAAAAUGUCCAUUACAAAUGAAAACUACGAUUAUAUGGUCGGGCACGUCGUUGAUGGUCGUAACUUGUACCCUGCAACUGGUUAUAUUGUUAUGGUAUGGGAGACCCUCGGUAUGAUGAUGGGAGAGCUGUUCACGGAAGUGUCCGUAGUGUUCGAAGACAUUCGAUUCCAAAGAGCAACUAACAUUCCCAAAAAAGGAGACAUAGAGUUCAUUGUGAUGAUUCAGAGCGGCAGUGGACACUUUGAGGUUGUUGAGAGUGGAACAUCCAUAGUGACCGGACGCAUAUUUGCAAAGAAGAACGUUGGACAGGAUUACCGUGUGCUUCCAGUUGAGCCGGAAGCUACUGGACCCAAUGCUAAGCAUCUACUGACAAAGGAAUUCUACAAGGAGUUACGUCUAAGAGGCUACCAGUACAGAGGCCUAUUCCGAGGCGUAAUCGGAUGUAACGUGGAAUUCACGCGUGGUCGACUGGCCUGGAACGACAACUGGGUCACCUUCAUAGAUUGCAUGAUGCAGAUGAGAAUCAUCGGUGAAGAUACCCGAAGGCUUUACGUGCCUACUAGAAUUGAGAAGCUGUGCAUAGAUUCUGAUAUGCACUAUGACGCUAUAUCCAAAAUGAACACAGAUUCUGCUAACCAAUCGUUUGAGAUUAAGGUUUAUCCGUAUGCUGAUGUUAUCAGGGCCGGUGGAGUGGAAAUUCGAGGCUUUCAUGCAACACCUAUUUCAAGAAGAAUCCCUCAUAGCGUACCAGUUUUAGAAAGAAACAUAUUCAUCCCCAAUAUGGGAAAGUCUACGAUGAAGAUAGAAGAUAUUCUCAGAAGCAACAUUCAGCUCAUAAUUGAAAACAUGCAUACAUACAAAGUUAAAAUUAGUGAAAUUGUUGACGAUGAAUAUAAUAGUAUUAUUGGACUUGAACCUAUUCGGAACAAAGUAGCGGAUGUCGUAUGCGAUCUGCCAUUGGUUCAAGCUGACAUCUCGGUUAUAUCUGAGAAAAAAUUAAAGGUUAUUCGAGGAAAUGAUAAUCUAAUACUUAUUGGUACUAAUGUUCUUCAGAGACCUGAUGUACUCAAUAGCGCGUCAAAGGCUGUCCAUGACGCAGGGUUUAUCAUAAGCCGAGAAAAAAACCUAAUAAAUCCAAAAGACUUCUCAGAUGUAUACGAUAUCAUUACCAUGCAAUAUACUGGCUUGGAGUGGAUAGUGCUAUUUCGUAAACGUGUUGACGCAAAAGCGACUAAAUUCAUUAAAGUCAUUUCAUCCGAUCAAACGUUUGCUUGGAUAGACAAAGUUAAGGAAGGACUUAAAGAUGGAGAAAAAGUUGUGUUAUAUAGUCAAGACGAGGAAAUAAAUGGACUUUUGGGUUUGAUCAACUGUCUGAGAAAAGAACCUGGUGGUGGAAUAUUUCAUGGUCUAUUGAUAGCCGAUUCUUCUGCACCUCCAUUCGAUCCAGAAUUAGCAUUGUAUAAAAAGCAGUUGAAAAUGGAUUUAGCAGUAAAUGUUUAUCAGGAAAAUCAAUGGGGUACGUAUCGUCACAUACUUUUGGAUAACGUUAAUGCGGUGCAGGCCUACCAUGCUCUAGUGAACACCCUCAGUAUUGGAGACCUGUCUUCAAUCAGCUGGCUGGAGGGACCAAUCAGAGAGAAUUCUGUUUUCAGUAACCCAGAAAACUAUAUCAUCCAUAUAUACUGUGCUGCUCUAAAUUUCCGUGACGUGAUUAUCGCAAUGGGCCGCGUGACAGUCGACGCCAUUGCGAGAGGCAGACUCGAGCAAGAGUACGUGCAAGGGUUUGAGAUCGUCGGCAGAACAUACAAUGGUACACGAGUUAUGAGCCUUGUAAAGAACAGCGGAUUGGCGAACAUGGUGGUAGGAGAUAGAACGCUCUGUUGGGGCAUCCCUGAUGAGUGGACCUUCGAGGAAGCUGCCACUGUGCCAGUGGCUUACACAACUGUAUACUAUGCCUUGGUGAUGGUAGGCCAGAUUCAAAGAGGAGAAUCGAUUUUAAUCCACGCUGGUUCUGGUGGUGUUGGUCAAGCUGCUAUCAACGUUGCUCUUUCCUUCGGUUGCGAAGUGUUCACCACCGUCGGUAGUCAGGAGAAACGGCUCUUCAUCAAGAAACUUUACCCACAGCUUAAAGACAAUCAUAUUGGGAAUUCUCGCGACACUUCCUUUGAAGACAUGAUAAGAAAAGAAACGAAUGGGCAGGGAGUGGAUUUGGUUCUUAAUUCUCUUUCAGAUGAGAGAUUACAGGCCUCAAUACGAUGCCUUGGCUGUCGCGGCCGCUUCCUUGAAAUUGGAAAGUUCGACAUCAACAACAACGAGCCCAUUGGCAUACACUACUUCCAGAACGAGAUCUCCUUCCACGGAAUAAUGUUGGACUACGUCCUCAACCAAGGCUUUGAAUUUAGAAAGAAUCUCCAAGAUCUGCUAUUAUCUGGUAUCCAAAGUGGCGUUGUCCGUCCGCUGACGCACUGCACCUUCGAGAAGCAUCAAAUCGAGACCGCAUUCAGGUACAUGGCCGCUGGAAAGCAUAUUGGAAAGGUGAUCAUUAAAAUUCGUGAUGAGGAACAAAACGGUCGUGCUACAAAACCACAGAAUAUAUCAAUUGAAGCUGUUCCUAGGUACAUGUGUCAUGAAGAUUUAGUAUACAUUCUGGUGGGAGGUCUCGGAGGUUUCGGUCUGGAGCUUGCAGACUGGCUUAUAGUGAGAGGAGCCAGGAAAGUGUUGCUCACAUCCAGGAGAGGAGUCAGUAAUGGUUACCAGUCAUCGCGUAUGAGAGCGUGGGCGGGCUAUGGAGCAGAUGUACAAAUUUCAACGCAUAAUGUCACAACAGAGGAAGGUUGUGAACAAAUGUUGAAAAUGGCGAACGCUAUGGGUACAGUCGAGGCGAUAUUCAACUUGGCAGUGAUAUUAAAAGAUUUGAUCUUCGAAAACCAGACUCCAGCCUCUUUUAAAGCUUCGUUUGCACCCAAAGCACUGGCAACGAUGUAUUUGGAUAAGCUAUCAAAACAAUUAUGCCCUAAAUUGAAGAACUUCGUGAUAUUUUCAUCUGUGACCUGUGGUCGCGGCAACGCCGGUCAGACUAACUACGGUUUCUCCAACUCCGUGAUAGAGAGGAUUUGCGAGUCAAGAAAGAAGCUCGGCCUCCCCGCGCUCGCCGUGCAGUGGGGUACCAUCGGAGAUGUGGGUCUGGUAGCGAACAUGCAAGAUGACGAAGAAGUCCAAUUGGAAUUCUGUGGAACUUUCCAACAGAGCAUUUCCUCCUGCCUGCAAGCUCUCGAUAAAUUCUUAAAACAGGAUGACGUGGUAGUGUCCUCGAUAGUUGUGGCUAAAAAAAAGACAGGAUGCUAUGGAUACGGAGGCAUUGUUGAUUCAGUUGCACAAAUUCUAGGUAUCAAGGACCUAAAGAAAGUAUCUCAUCAAGUGUCUCUCCCUGAUCUGGGUAUGGACAGUAUGAUGGCGGUAGAGAUCAAACAGACCUUACAGCGGGAAUUUGAAAUAGUCCUGUCAACCCCAGAUAUUCGAACAUUGACAUUUGGAAGGUUGAAAGCAUUAGCAGCUCAAAAAGAAGCGAAAGCAUCUACAUCCGUGUCAGCACAUACAGCGCGUUCUGAAGAUGGGGCUGGUCACCGAGUCCUCAUGAAAAACUUUGGUGAAGAAAACUUGGCCUUAAAACCUUUUAUAUACAUGCCAUCUUUGGUUAGCUAUUCGGAGCCAUUGACCGACUCAUCAAUUCACCAAAAGGAGUCGAUAAUGUUCAUACUACCCGGUUUAGAAGGUUGUGCCGCGGGAAUGGCGCCUUUAUGUUCUAAGCUUAAGAUAAAAACUUGUGUCCUGCAGUUUGGUAAUACAGAAAAGCAGGAUACCUUAAACUCUUUAGUCAACAGGUUACAUAAGACGAUCAAAUCUAUAUUAAAUCCUGGAAGUCCAUUCAUACUUCUUGGAUACAGCUUUGGUACUUUACCCACGUUGAAACUGGCGAGCAUUUUGGAAAGUGAAGGUCACGAUGGUACGAUAAUUUGCUUAGACGGCAGUCCGGAUUACCUCUACCGGAUGCUUACCUCGUCGAUUUCCGUCAAAAGCGACACUCAGUUACAAAACAGCCUGAUUAAGCAAAUCAUUGACAUAAUUGCACCAAAAAAUAAAGACAGUGACACACUCUUGGAGAAACUGAAAAAUAUCGAAUCUUAUGAUGAGAGGAUCACAUACGCAUUGAAAGUAUCUCCUCCUCAGCAGAAAUAUUCCGAUAAUUUCAUAAAAUCAAUUGGGAAAUCGAGUUUUGACCGUCUCAAAAUGAUCCUCAAUCAAGCAGAGUUAAAAAAGAUCAAGGCUCCAAUAACUCUAUUGCGUCCGAAAGAAAAUCCACCAUUCUUGGUGAUCGAUGAGAACUAUGGUCUUGAUAAAUUCUCAGAAGGUCCUGUGACGGUUCAUUUCCUCGAAUGUAACCAUGCCAGUAUAAUUGGGAAUAAUGAUUGUGUGAAUAUUAUCAGUAAAGUGUUUGCUGCCCAAGAUCGAGGAAAUAUUGACAAGGUUGCUAUAACAAGUACGACUAAGAAACAAUUGUCAGUGGGAAUUUAACUAUUAUAUGUAAUAUAUUAUAAAUAAUUUUGUAUAGUUAAUUUGUUCUUUAUUUGAAAUGCAACCAUCUGUUAAUAUUCUACCGUUAGGCGAAGGCUUCCAAGUGUCUUAGAAGAAACGACUUUUAAAAGUCCAUGUUUUACUUUCACAUAAAAUAUGAAGUGGUCUUUAUUUAUAUUGACCUGAUUCAAUACAAGAUUAUAAUUAUAGAUGAUAAAAAGCGUGGAGCUAAUACUUGUUGACUUUCGCACAGGGUAUAUUAAAUUUAAUUAAUAUAACUUUGUAUUUUAAAGUUUGAAAAAGAGUAACUACUGCGUUUUUUGGCGGCUCUUCUCUACAUGCCGAAACGGUGGUAGAUUCACUUAAUAUUGUCUUGUAAAAUAACGAUUUAAAAGUGCUUGUCAAAGCCUACUUGAAUAGAGUAUUUUUGAUUUUGUUUCAUUGUUAUUUUUGUUGACACUAUCAGCAAAUACGGUGCCACCUGUAACUGAAGCUUCAUUUAAGCUUGUACAAAAACGGUUUGUAGUUGUGUUAAAAAGGGAUUUGUAGCUUUUCCAUUACAAUACUUCCAUUUACAUUGAGGUUUUAGCAUGUUGUAGACUUACAUUCGAUCCACACAUAUUAUAUAAAAUUAUGUAACUCACAAAAAGCAAAAUAUAACUCCACUUUAUUUUGCACGCCCACUAAAAACUUUUCAUAAACGUUUUGAGGUUGACUGGUAAAGAAUGCGUUAAGCCCACCUUUUGUACAAUUGAAAUUCGUUAUGCAAUAAUAAAUAAAUAAAAAAUG